AUGUCGUUGAAACAGGAGAUUGAGACCUGGGUCGCGGCCCUAGGUCGUUACGACAACAAUGAGUUCGACGAUGCCCUUGGAGAGUUUGACAAGAUCGCCGACACGAGCAAGAUUCUCUUCAACAUGGGUGUCAUCCAUGCCACUCUGGGCGAGCAUGAGAAAGCAGUCGAGUGUUACCAACGAGCCAUCCGACUGGAUCAGUACCUAGCUGUUGCCUACUUUCAGCAGGGCGUCUCAAAUUUCUUGCUUGGCGAUUUCGAAGAGGCCUUGGCCAACUUCAACGAUACCCUGCUGUAUCUCCGAGGUAACAGCGUGAUCGACUAUGCCCAACUGGGUCUUCUCUUCAAGCUAUACUCGUGCGAGGUCCUAUUCAACCGAGGAUUAUGCUACAUCUACCUACAGCAGAAGGAGGCCGGUAUGCAAGAUUUGGCGUAUGCCGUUAAGGAAAAGGUCGUCGAAGACCACAACGUCAUUGACGAAGCUAUUCGAGAGGAGGCCGAGGGCUAUACCGUGUUUUCCAUUCCUGUGGGUGUCGUUUAUCGACCCAACGAAGCCAAGGUUCGCAACCUGAAGACCAAGGACUACCUUGGCAAGGCCAGAUUAGUUGCAGCCUCAGACCGAUCCAAUGCAUUCACCGGGUUCGCCGGUUCCGAGAUCAAGAAUGCCAAAUCGGAAGCCAAAGACGACCGACCGAGCGAAAACCUGUCCUUUGCGGCGACAAACCUGGUCAAGCCAGGCAUCCAAUCCCGAAGACAGCAGUCUGAACCGCCGACCAACCGCAAUAACUUUCCUCCCACACCUCCACCAGAGAACGACCGCCUCCCAUCUCGGGGUGCUUCUGUACGCAACUCUGGAGGGAGGGCGAACCCCGCGAAGCUUAGCAUCCAGACACAAGAGAGCAGCAGGAGGUAUGAGAAGGCUCCAUCUCCACAGGACCGCAUCCCGAAACACUCGCGCUCGGUAUCGGCUGCACCUGCCAGAGGCUUCUCCACUAGAGAGCCCUCUCGGAGACAGCGGGUUAUUGAAGAAGAAUCCCCAUACGGCGAUGAAUCGUACGAUGGGUAUGGUGAGAGCUCUCGGGGAAGCAAACAGUCUCGGUCUCGACGAUACGACGAUGACGAUGAAGGCUCGGAUUAUGACUACGGGUCUUUCGACGAGGGCGAGUUCGAGAUGGUAUCCAAUAUUCGGGUCAAGGUUCAUGCAGACGAUGUGAGGUAUAUCAUGAUUGGUACAUCGAUCGAGUUUUCGGACUUUGUGGAUCGCAUCCGGGACAAGUUUGGGCUGCGAAAGCGAUUCAAGAUCAAGAUGAAGGAUGAAGAUGUCCCAGACGACAUGAUUACGAUGGGCGACCAAGACGACUUGGACGUGGCCAUCCAGAGCGCAAAGAGCCUUGCAAAGAGACAGAGGCUGGAUGUUGGCAAGAUGGAGGUUUGGGUCAUCGAAGUUUAA
Messenger RNA from Trichoderma breve, 1449 nucleotides. Its product is annotated as tetratricopeptide repeat domain-containing protein. The transcript is spliced from 7 exons. Lineage: Eukaryota; Fungi; Ascomycota; Sordariomycetes; Hypocreales; Hypocreaceae. The coding region runs from base 1 to 1449 and encodes 482 amino acids. Gene Ontology annotation, molecular function: protein binding. The record is from RefSeq and is a predicted model, not a curated record.